GCCGAGUCGGCCGCCGGCGGAGGUACCGGCUCCCGGCUCGGGCUCCGGGCUCCGGGCUCCGGGCUCGGCUCGGCUGCGCGGUCCCCGCAGCAGCGAGGCUGGGCGGGCCGGCGCCUCACGCCCUCCCGCCAGACCGCCAUGCAGGGCCCCGCCGGGAACGCGAGCCGCGGACUGCCGGGCGGGCCGCCCUCCACUGUCGCGUCCGGGGCGGGCCGCUGUGAGAGCGGCGCGCUCAUGCACAGUUUCGGCAUCUUCCUGCAGGGGCUGCUCGGCGUCGUGGCCUUCAGCACGUUAAUGCUCAAACGCUUCAGAGAACCAAAGCAUGAGAGACGUCCAUGGAGAAUAUGGUUUUUAGACACUUCAAAACAAGCCAUAGGGAUGCUGUUCAUCCACUUUGCAAAUGUGUACCUGGCAGAUCUCACUGAAGAGGACCCUUGCUCACUGUACCUCAUCAACUUCCUCCUGGAUGCCACUGUGGGCAUGCUGCUCAUCUAUGUGGGAGUGCGUGCUGUCAGUGUCUUGGUGGAGUGGCAGCAGUGGGAAUCCCUGCGUUUUGGUGAAUAUGGAGACCCUCUGCAGUGUGGGGCCUGGUUUGGGCAGUGCGCCCUUUACAUCGUGAUCAUGAUCUUUGAAAAGUCCAUCGUCUUCAUAGUCCUCCUCAUACUUCAGUGGAAAAAGGUGGCCCUACUGAAUCCCAUUGAAAACCCAGACCUGAAACUGGCCAUCGUCAUGCUGAUCGUCCCCUUCUUUGUCAAUGCAUUGAUGUUCUGGGUAGUGGACAAUUUCCUCAUGAGAAAAGGGAAGACGAAAGCUAAACUAGAAGAGAGGGGAGCCAACCAGGACUCAAGAAAUGGGAGCAAAGUUCGCUAUCGGAGGGCAGCAUCCCACGAGGAGUCGGAGUCUGAGAAGCACAAGACUUGAGGCCUCCUGGUGGGGCCUGGGGUCCAGGGAGGGCAAACGCAGAAGGGCUGCUGCCACGUCUCAGCCGUGCCUCUCCGCUGCCCAGAUCCUGAUCUCCGCAGACGAUGAGAUGGAGGAGUCUGACGUGGAGGAGGACCUCCGCAGACUGACGCCCCUCAAGCCUGUGAAGAAAAAGAAGCACCGCUUUGGGCUGCCUGUAUGACACAUUCCAAGCUGGGGGUGACAAGUUUGGGGCCCAGCCAGCUGCUGGGUCAGCAGGUGGUCACCCCGCAGCGUCAUCCCUUCCCUCCUCUCUCUGCCCCUCCUCUUCUACCUCCACUCCUCUCGCUGUCUCUGCCCACUCUCCACCCGCCCCCAGACUACUGUGACUUAAAAAGAAGGAAGAGGAACCAGUGCCUGAGGGGGCCGUGGGCAGCUGGAGGUCCCCGCUCAGUUGCACUACAAACACUGACCAAAUAUGCAAGCGAGGAGCUUUGUUUGUUCAUUGUUGUCCUGCAGAGUGUUGUGAGGGCCCCGAAGCCCCUGUCCUGUGUCUGACUGGGUGGUGCGGUACAAGAAAACACAGGCCCGCACAGACUGCGGGUGGGUCUCUCCCCAAGGCUGCGGGCAGCGAGGACACAUGACGUGCUUGGGGCUGAAAGUCACUUACUGACCAAGUUGGAAAUGGAAUGCUUUCUUACUCAAAAUGGCUUUUGUAACUCUUGAUUUCUAAAGCCGGUUUUAUGAGCUAUGACAGUGUUAACUGUUUUUUGAGUAUGUGUUUAUUUCCUACAAAGUACCUAUGGGACUAAUGGGCAAAACAUAGAUUUUUAAGUCUUCCGUAUGCUGUUUGACUUUUAUAUUUUUAAGUUAUAUUUUCAUACUAUUGUAUUUAAAAACUCUUUUUAAUCCCCAAAGAAAUGGAUUUGUUUGCCUUUCAUGGGGUAUGAGCUGGUGGGAGGAAAAAGUCAGGAGUUUUUUACUUGAGAUAUUGUUAGGUAAAGUCCUACGAUAAGAUGAGGCAAGUGACCCCUGAGGGCAGGAUGGACAGCCUUGGCCUGGAAUCAGAACAGUGGUUGUGAAAGGUCAGACCUGAACAUGAGACAACUGGUCUGAAGGUGAACCUGUGUGCCCUAGUACUUGUGGAACAGGAAGGGAUCUGCCAGGGCCCACACUCUCCUUGGCAUUUCUGCUGGCAGGUUAGAGGUCUUGGUUAAACUUGACUGGAAAAGGAGCCUAAGAGUUAGGUCUUUGUGUCCAGAGGAAUCAAGACCACCAGGCUGCUCAUAUGUGUUCCCUACCUCUCCCCAGAGCCUCCAGAUAUCAAGUAUAAAAUAGUUGCAGCCUCUUCUCCUCCUCUACAGCAGCCUGCAGAGCCAGUCCUGUUUUGGUGCCUGUCAUCUGCUCAUUUUUGCAUGGCACUCUGGAGAAUGUUCACCUGGCCAGGUGAGCCUGUUUUCAGUCUCACCACCACCACCACUCUGCUGAGCAUAGUGGCUGGGGUGGACAGGUAGAGGUGACAGAACCCACUGUCUAAAUCCAGAGGGUGCAUCCUCUCCUCACAUGGUAGCACCGCUCCUCAGCCUGGCCAUAGGCCCCUGUGGCUCGGAGAGUUUGCUGAAUGGAGGUGGAGCUGACUGAGCCCAGCACUUUCCUUCUGUGGAAGCAGCAGGGUGGAGUGGCAGUGGUUUGUCAUGCCAGGAGGCAGCCAUGAACCUUUAGGAACAGAAAACCACACUGCUACGAUGCAGGCUAGAAGUAACAGCCCAGGCUUGAGGUGAGACAAGUGCAUAGGCCAUUCCUCUCAGAACCACCUUUUUAAACCUACAUAAAACUGUGUUCCACUUUAGCUUAAUGGGUCUGAAUGUGUUUGUGGCGUGUGAACCAGACUGUUAAACCAGGCACCUGGAACUGUCCCCUGCUGCUUGCGGUUCUGCCUGUCUUGACAUGGUGGAAUAACUUGGGAGACCCUCUCAGCCCAUCUUCCUCCAGGAAAGUAGACGUCACUGUGAGGAGCAGGGACUGUACCUGUGCAGUAUGAGGUGAGUCCACCAGUGUGGGUAUCACCACCAGAGGAGGGGAGAGGCUGGCAGAGAGCGAGACAGAGACUGCCUAGGUCCUGCAUUGUUCCUGCUCUCAUUCACUCUCUUUGGUUCCUCCCAUUCCACAAGUAUGGUCUUUCCCCACCACAUCUUCAGUGGGGCUCUCUUGAGUUGCAUUUGGGAAGACCAGGACUGGCAUUCCUGGGGAGACUGUUGCUCAGAGUUGGACUUCAUUUUCAGUCUUGAGGUCCUAGCAUUUCCAAACCAGGUUCAGGGGUAGGGGACCACAGUCUGUAAAAGAUGGAAACUUGGGUUGUGUAGACCUCAGAGAACCUCAUCUUCAAGUAUCCAUUGAACAGUGGACUUGAGGGACAAAGGUAGCAAGUGAGUGCUGGUGUUGUCCUGUGUCCUGAUUGUUAAUAAGGGCUUAGUCCCUGAGCUGCAGCUGUGUAACUGGCUGACGGUGGAGGCCAAACAGCGAGUCUGUCUGAUCACCAGGGGCCUCUUGGUAUGCAGGCUUGGACAAUGUGGAAUCACAUAUUUGACCUUACCCUCCUCCUGUGCGGAUAUGCGUGUGCAUGCACACACGAGUCUGUAUGCCCUGGGAGAGCCUCCAGUAGUCACUGGGACCUCACAUGGCACACUGUCACAUGAGAGCAAUGCAGAGAGCUGUAGUCAGGACUUCUUCCUGAGCUGUCCUCCCUCCCUGGGAUGAGUUUCUUCACCACCUGUUCCAAGGUGCCUUAUGAGGUACAGCCCUUCACUGGCCAAUGGCAGGUGUCACCAUGCUUGAGAAAUGAUGGGAUACUGACGGGAUAUUGUACACUGUCAAUCUGAUUUGUCCAAAUCUGAACCUUGACCAAGCCACUCAUCAUGGAAGCUUGCAAGUCAAGGACAAGAGCAGGUUUCUUGUAACUGGUAGAAAUAAACUAAUGAGGCAGAACUGUAAUCUGAUUGGAAGAGAAGGUUGUUGCUGUUAUUUCCUUUUGCUGUCACUAGGACAUUAAUAAUGGCAAGGGGAUGGUGGUGAGAUCCCCAGUGGCAGUGGCUUCUCCAUCCACACAGUGUGAAGAUGUGCAAGGUGAGGGUCUGUGUCCCCUCAGCCUUGAGCACUGUGGUGACCUCCUGCCACAAAAUUUCAUUUGUGCCCUCCCUGGCAACAGGGAAUGUUGGGUUAAUGUCACCUCUUAUGCCUCUUUCUUCAGGGAACAUAUAAAAAGGCUCAAAUGCAAGUCAUAACUUCCCUUCAACAGUGUAGACCCAGGGUCCACAUCUGAAGUCUGGCCCAGGACCCUGAGGGAGCAGGGCUUGGUCAACCCUCCAGACUACAGUUCAGUGACCUUUUUGCAGAAAGUCAAAGCAGGUGUCCUGACACAGCAGCCACCUCAUAGGGGACAGGGCUGACUCCACACCCUUCCAGUUAAGAGGCAGAGCUCUGUUUCACCCUGUAAGACAUUGACAGCCCUGAGGGGCAGUGCUUUUGGUAAGAGACUUUUGGUCUGACCCUGAGCACCUUGAGCUCCUGGGCAGGUGGGUGGGCAAGUUGGUCAGUUCCUUGAUUGGUUUGGUUGUUUUAAAUUUGAUUUUUCUUUUCAUGAAGUUUACUAGAAGUCAGACCUACGUGAGCAAAACCAUGGCCCACUUCGUCCACCAUCCCAGCAAGGGUGUUCUAUCAGUCCUGUUAUGAGUCACAGAAACACAGUUUCAAAAAUGAAAGGGAAGACGAUGUACUUAACAUUGUAAAAUGGUUUACAAUAAAGUUUGACAUC
Messenger RNA from Sciurus carolinensis (gray squirrel), 4711 nucleotides. RefSeq names its product STIM activating enhancer (gene Stimate). The coding region runs from base 139 to 921 and encodes 260 amino acids. Gene Ontology annotation, biological process: activation of store-operated calcium channel activity. The transcript has 8 exons. Lineage: Eukaryota; Metazoa; Chordata; Mammalia; Rodentia; Sciuridae. Gene Ontology annotation, cellular component: cortical endoplasmic reticulum; membrane. Gene Ontology annotation, molecular function: calcium channel regulator activity. The record is from RefSeq and is a predicted model, not a curated record.